Salarias fasciatus (jewelled blenny) is the source of this 897-nucleotide messenger RNA. RefSeq lists its product as uncharacterized. Lineage: Eukaryota; Metazoa; Chordata; Actinopteri; Blenniiformes; Blenniidae. The record is from RefSeq and is a predicted model, not a curated record. The transcript has 2 exons. Bases 194 to 631 code for a protein of 145 amino acids.
UGCUCUCAUUUACACACCCCGGCUCUCCACACGCACGCCGUUCCCCACACUGAGCUUUUCACCAGGUAACCACAUGCGCGGGCCGGUGUCACCGCGCUGAGCCCGGAGAGCACGAAGGGUACCGGGGGUCAGAGAGAGAGAGAGAGACGCGUACAGAGAGUGAGAGAGAGAGAGGCACGAGACGGUGGACCACAUGACCGCCAGAACCGCCGAGGCCUCGGGACUGUCGGUGCCGGUGCACCGCUGUCACGGCGCCCGCACGAACGGCACCGCCACCUGCGCGGAGCAGCUCAGCAUCUUCCCGCCCUUCUCCUCCACCCUCGCGCUCCUCGUGCUGGUGGUCGUACUCGUGGGGAUCAUCCUCGUUUCCCUGGCAACGUUCCACUUCCACAAGAGGAAGCUCCGGAAUCGGAAGAUCCAGCGCGCGCAGGAGGAAUACGAGCGCGACAGUCGCAGCCCGGCGCGCGCCGGCGGCGGGGAGCCCGCGCGGCCGUGCGUCAUCGUGCGGCCGGUGAGACGCGCGGAGGAGGAGGCGGCGGCGGCGGCGGAGGAGGAGGAGGAGGAGGAGAAGGUCUCGGAGGCGGAGGAGAACCCGGCCCCGCCGCACGAGACGGUUCCUCUUGACUGUUAACGCGGCGCAACUUCAGGGAACGAGACUGUGGAAUAAACAGGAAAAGCAAUAAGGCACAAAGAACUCCCACACACACACCUCUCCGCUGCUUGUAGACGACUUAGAAACAGCCAACAUGCAGAACACCGAGCUGAAGACAGAGGUUACACCGACACCCACACACUUUCCUAACGACACUUAGUAUUUAUCCAACCGGAGACUCCUUACCUGACUGUAUAAAGUAUCUGCCUGCUUUGAUUCUUGGACCUCUUCCUCUUCCUCUUCCU